CUGCUCCUGCGCGCUCCCCGCUAACUUUGCCUAGCGGAGCUCGCGGCGGCGCCUUGCAGCCCGUCCCCGCGCCCCGGCGCGCUCCGGAGACCGCAGAACGAUGUCGGGGCCCGGGGGCCGAGGCGCAGCCCCGGCGGGACGGCUGGGCACUGGGCUGUUGGGUCUCUUCCUGCUCCCGGUGUCCCUGUCGCUGGAGGUGUCUGUGGGGAAAGCCACCACCAUCUACGCCGUCAAUGGCACGGAGAUCUUGCUGCCCUGCACCUUCUCCACCUGCUUUGGCUUCCAGGACCUCCAGUUCUCCUGGUGGUACAACGGCACCGAUACAUUCAGGACCCUCAUCGAGGGGACGGUGAAGAAUGAGAAGUCGGACCCCAAGGUGAAGUCCAAAGACGAUGACCGCAUCACCCUGGAGGGCUCCACCAAGGAGAAGAUGAACAACAUCUCCAUCCUGCUGAGGAACCUGGAGUUCAGCGACUCGGGCAAGUACACCUGCUACGUGAAGAACCCCAAGGAGCACUAUCUUCACCACCAGGCCACCGUCACCCUCCAGGUCGUUGAUAAACUGGAAGAAGUGGACAACACGGUGACCCUCAUCAUCUUGGGCGUCGUGGGCGGGGUCAUCGGGCUCCUCAUCUGCAUCCUGCUGAUCAAGAAGUUCGUGGCCUUCAUCGUCAAGAAGACUCAGGAGAAGAAGUGAGUGGACUCCACUGCGCGGGCCGCUCAGCCCGUCUUCUCGCGCCUGCGUUCCCAGCACUGACUCUGUGCGCGGCCAUCUUCACCCUUCCCUGCGCGCCCUCAGCCCGCCCUCCUUCCCACCCCUGCACCCCCCUCCCAGCUCCGGAACAGUGUCCGGCUCCGGAGCGGCAGCAGGUGAGGGUACAUUUGGAAUGCGGGGCUCCACUCUCGAACGCGAUCUGAGCCCAAGGGGGGCCACCCAGGCGCCCCGGAACUGCUCUGUUUCUCUGGACAUCAUUCCGCUCUGUGGAGGAGCGGGAGUUAGGCUGGAGG
This is a messenger RNA of Suricata suricatta (meerkat), 1008 nucleotides long. RefSeq names its product sodium voltage-gated channel beta subunit 4 (gene SCN4B). The transcript is spliced from 4 exons. Gene Ontology annotation, cellular component: membrane; voltage-gated sodium channel complex. Gene Ontology annotation, molecular function: sodium channel regulator activity; transmembrane transporter binding. Lineage: Eukaryota; Metazoa; Chordata; Mammalia; Carnivora; Herpestidae. The coding region runs from base 101 to 697 and encodes 198 amino acids. Gene Ontology annotation, biological process: regulation of sodium ion transmembrane transporter activity; regulation of ventricular cardiac muscle cell membrane repolarization; cardiac muscle cell action potential involved in contraction. The record is from RefSeq and is a predicted model, not a curated record.